Prunus avium (sweet cherry) is the source of this 1191-nucleotide messenger RNA. Its product is annotated as wall-associated receptor kinase carboxy-terminal protein. Gene Ontology annotation, molecular function: polysaccharide binding. The record is from RefSeq and is a predicted model, not a curated record. Lineage: Eukaryota; Viridiplantae; Streptophyta; Magnoliopsida; Rosales; Rosaceae.
UAACUAAUUUUCAAAUAUUCACAAAAAAAAAAUGUGGAGCCACUCUCAGUCAAAACCACUCAUCAGCCUCCUCAACCUCCUCCUCCACUUCCUCCCCGCCCUAACCCUCUCCCCUUGCCGCACCACCUGCGGCCCCAUCCCCGUAAACUACCCCUUCGGCCUCGACGACGGCUGCGGCGCGCCGCAGUUCCGUGGCAUGCUCAACUGCUCCACCGACCUCUUCUUCACCACCCCAUCCGGCAACUACAAAGUCCAGUCUAUCGACUACGACAAGAAAAAUCUCGUCGUUUACGACCCCGCCAUGUCAACCUGCUCCAUCCUCCAACCCCACCACGACUUCCUCUUGACCCCUAUCCAGUCCGCCAUAAUCCCACCGACCUCAGACACCGUCUUCGCCCUCCUCAACUGCUCCGUCGACUCCCCUGUCCUCAACCACUACAAGUCUCUCUGCUUCAACUUCUCCGGCCACUCCUGCGACGAGCUUUACAACUCAUGCAACGCGUUUCGGCUUUUUCGGUUGGGCUUGGGAGUAAGCAACGGGACUAAUAGUACUGGUAGUACUGAUUUUGUUCCGCCGUGCUGUUUUACGGGGUAUGAUACUGUGAAGUUCAUGAGCAUGAAUAUUUUGGACUGUACGCAUUAUACUAGCGUGACUAAUACGGAUCGGUUGAGAGGUUUGGGACCGUUGGAUUGGAUUUAUGGGAUUAAGUUGAGCUUUGCGGUUCCGGAUACUGGGUGUGAGAGAUGUGCUCAGUCCGGUGGGACUUGUGGGUUUGAUACUGAGACUCAAGUGUCUCUCUGUCUCUGCUCUACUUUCACCAAUUCUACUAGAGAAUGCGCUGCAGGCAGUGAUACGGCAGAAGGACGAGAUUGUGCUCCCUCGAUACUCUUUGAAGCAUUCUUUGUGAUUAUGGGGGCAUUGUUAAUCUGUUUGCAUGAUUUUAAUCUUUCUUUUAUUUGAGAUUAUUCUACUUCUAAGAGCAUUUUUGUCUUUUCAUUCGCAUGAAGCUGAUCAUGACCCUUUUGAAGUUUGUUGUUGACAAUGUAAGUAAAGCACUGAUUGCGUUUUAGUGACACGAUCGGCUGGAGGCAAAAGCUACUUUUGCAGUGUACAAUAUUGCACCGUCUCCAUCAAAUCUCUAAAUUUUGAUUCUAUGCAAGCAAACUCUGUCUCAUUCUCUAAUUUUUUUA